AUGGUAUGCUGGCAUCGCACAGCUUGCUUUAUUGGUGGAAUAAACAAAGGGUGUCAAAACUACUGGGCAUAUGUACAACUGCCUGCAGUGCUGAGCAGUGGGCUUGCAGCAUCCUUGCCUGAAUGGGUGCUAGUACAAGGCCAGUUUGCUGCCUUCAGGAUUGGCAAAGUUCAUAAGCAUUCACACGUUGCCCUGAUAAAGGGUGCCGUCUUUGAUAGGUCCUUGAUCGCUGCACAUGAGCUCGUGGCCAAUGGCUUCAAGAAUGUGAGGAUAUUGAGGAACGGCAUUGCUGAAUACGAAGAAUCAGAGAGGUUAGAAGGAGGACCCUUAUGCUCUGGCUGCUGCACCAUUGUUAGCUCAGAGCAAUUUCCACAUGUGUCUGGGGAAGACACUGCAACGAUUCCAGCAUACUUCCAAGCAGAUAUUUCCUUUCAUCAUCUCACCUGCCCACCCCUCACCAACAAUUCUUUCGUUUACAUGCAUUGCACUUGCAAUCAUUUACCCCCCCGUGUCAGCAUCACAUCUGUGUUCUGGCGACACACACCACAUCACCGUCCAUUCCAUUGA
Messenger RNA from Ostreobium quekettii, 567 nucleotides. NCBI's taxonomy places the organism in Eukaryota, Viridiplantae, Chlorophyta, Ulvophyceae, Bryopsidales, Ostreobiaceae. The record is from the annotation of a GenBank genome assembly.